AUGGCCAUGGGGCUGAUAUUCGUGGAUGAAGGCGGGGCCAAAGAACUAGGAGCAGCGCAGCUCUUGAGUACGUUGUCCUUUCUUGGAACUUCAUGGCGUCUACUGAACUUCGUCAGAUCUACUCUACUUGAACUUCAACGCAGCCAAGGCCGCGGCAACGCAACCUCCGUUCAAGAAUCUCAAUUUUCCAGAGGUCGUAAUAGCUUGUAUAUGUAUUGACUUCACCGCCGCCGGGCUUCAAAUGACCACAUCCGAUAAAGGCACGCUCUCGGCGCGCUUGUUUGUCAAGCUAUCCGCAGCGAAUCAACUGGUCGGAUUGCUAAUGAUGAUCUUGAUGCUUUCAAGCAUUCCAAGCAACUUUAAAGAUAUGAGUCACACUUACAUCGUGUGGUGGGGACGAGUGGACUCUCUUACGGGACCAUCAUCUGCAACCUGGAUCUACAUUGCUAUUCGUGCCCUGAUCUUGUGCCACGGCAUCUGGUUGGACUUCAAGAACACCGAUGAUUUUGAUAGACUGAAGAAGGAUUGGACUGCUUUAGCUCCGGGCGACCAACGUCUGGAAAAGAGAAAACACGCAUUAUCGGACUAUCAUUGGGCUAGUCUGUCGGCGACAGUGUUCUCUAAAUGGAUUGAACUGAUUCCUUCGGUCAUCGUCGGGAUUUACAGCAUCGAAGAUUUGAGCAGAAGACUUCCCAAGUCUGGAUCAAUUACCGACUGGGGACAGAGCGCCACACUUGUCCUUGCCAUAGCAGGUGCCUUAAACUGCCUGUACGUCAUGAGAAUACCCCUCCUCCGUCUCAGAGACAGAGAUACUGGAUUGGAAUCGGAUCAGCUCCUCAAAUAUCCAAUCGAUUGCCCGCGAUACGACCCAAGCUGGGACCCCAAAGACGGCCACUGGGAUCAGAUGCUUCUGUCGAGUGCAAGAAACGGAAUUCUAAAAGGAGUCCGACGAGCUCUCAACAACGGGGCGGGCGUAAACGUUGUUGACCUUGAAGGAGAGACCGCUUUACUGUACGCAAUCAUGGAGAGCAAGCGGGAUAAGGGAGAGAUGUACACCGAGAUCAUGGAAUUCCGACCCGAUCCUUUAUUGAGCGGUGUCAAGCCCGCAAUCUGUGUAGCCGCUCAGUACGGGACCCUCGAAGUUGUGGACGAUUUGCUCCAACACUCGAAAGCAGUAUCUUGGCAGCGCGGACAGACGGGUUGCAAGGCUGUAGUACUGGCAGCUGGCGCAGGGGAAGAACGUAAUCUAAGACGUAUUCUACAGGCUUGGACAGACAAUGCGGCCCGUUCGAGUGGGACGGUGUGGCAUUUCCAGGAUGAAGUCGACUCUUGCGGAGAAACUGCAUUGACUCUGGCCACCAAAGGGCACCACUGGAGCUGCGCCAAAAUCCUCCUGGACAACCUACUUGAGCAUCGCGAGUUUCGCAGAAUCAUCACUGCUCUGUUAUUACCCCAGCGAUGGAAGGAAGGGCAAGAGUCUGCUUUCGUCAUCGACAACAGCCUUGGAUCGGACUCGUUCGUUAAGGGAACCAAAACUACCUUUCUCCAUUUAGCGAUAGAGCACGAACGCACGUGGAACGUUGAAAUCAUUGGGGUAGCCAAUAUCAUUCGAACCUGCAAACGAUCUGUCGACUGUCCCGAUGGAGAAGGCCGCACUCCUCUUUUACUGGCGGUCGAGAGAAAUAACUCCACAUGCGUCCGGGAACUCCUUCGGCAGGGAGCCGAUAUGACGAUUAAAGAUCGCAAAAGCCGAUCCGCAUUUUCUCUGAUCUUCCAAUCUGGCAAGACCGAGCUCUGGACCGAGAUUCAAAGUGGACUACUGAGAGGGGAUACUUCGUUCCUCAAGAACCUUCCUGUCGCCGAGCUUGAGUGGCUAUUCGCCAGGGACUUGAUAAGUGCGCAUCUAAUCUGCGACCACAUUCCUCUCCUUUACCAGGCUAUCUCCAGAAACCUCAAGACGCUAGUGAGAGUUCUGACCAGCAAGUUCAAAAAAUUUCCGCGUUACGGUCGGUAUAAAGAUCCUAUGUAUCCUGGGGGAGAGCAACUGGACUGGCGAUCACUGGCCGAGCUGACCCUAUCUGCCGUGGACGAGUGGGAGUACUUCCAUGGGGAUAGCUACCUUGAGGCUUGGGAUGUGUUGGUAGAGUCGUUGGAGAAGUACGACGACAGCGAGCCGAGGGUGUUGGAAAGGAUUAGAAAAGUAUUGGAACAGCGGCUUGGGCCUGACCCUUUCCAACAGAAAUGA
This is a messenger RNA of Lecanosticta acicola, 2245 nucleotides long. The record is from the annotation of a GenBank genome assembly. NCBI's taxonomy places the organism in Eukaryota, Fungi, Ascomycota, Dothideomycetes, Mycosphaerellales, Mycosphaerellaceae.